Blumeria graminis f. sp. triticale is the source of this 2064-nucleotide messenger RNA. Lineage: Eukaryota; Fungi; Ascomycota; Leotiomycetes; Helotiales; Erysiphaceae. The record is from the annotation of a GenBank genome assembly.
AUGGAUGAAAAUUUGACAAAUCCCGAUCCCUCCACCAAACCGUCUGAUGAAUAUAGCUCAGGAUUAUCAUCCUUACCACAGAAUACUGCUUCUGAUGGUCGAGGAGGUGCUGAGCCCGAUUCUUCAAACAUACAAGAUAAUGACCCAGUGGCAAAAAAAAGUAGUAUCUCAGAUAAUGCGACAGAGGCGCCUCAUUUAUCUCUGGCCGAAGGGAUUGAGGCAAAAGAUGAAGACAUGAAUGACGUUCAAAAUGAAGUGAAGUCCACUCAAGAACACACCAGCAAUGGAGAAAACCUCGAAAUUUCCACAUCUGGCCAGUUAGAGAACACUAAAGAAUCGAUUGAAUCCUCAGCACGCGAACAUCUCAUUUCUCAAGCUCACUCCAUAAUUCUCCCAAGCUACAGCACAUGGUUUGACAUGACCAAGAUUAAUAACAUCGAGCGAAAAGCGCUUCCCGAAUUCUUCAAUAACCGAAAUAGGAGCAAAACCCCAACCGUAUAUAAGGAUUAUCGAGACUUCAUGAUAAAUACUUAUCGACUCAAUCCAGUCGAAUAUCUGACAGUUACAGCCUGUAGAAGAAAUCUUGCUGGCGAUGUCUGUGCUAUUAUGCGGGUUCACGCGUUUCUUGAACAAUGGGGCUUAAUUAAUUACCAGGUUGAUGCUGAUCAACGUCCAUCCACCGUGUGUCCACCAUUCACCGGUCACUUUAAAGUUAUCUGCGAUACACCCCGGGGACUUCAGCCAUGGCAACCUGCAACAGAUCCAGUUGUAAUCGAGGGGAAAAAAAACACUGACACCGAUGUCAAAGCCGCUGCCGGACAAGCGCCCCGGUUUGAUUUGAAUCUUGAUGUAGGGAGAAAUAUUUAUGAGGCUACCCCCAGAGAUUCCAAAUUUCCUGCAAGACUCCUCGAGAAGCAGACCAAUGGAAAUCCACCAGCGACUAACGGAACAUCGGACACGGGCUUAAAGAACCAAGAUGACGAGAAAGCGCUAGUAUCUAAAGUUCAUUGUUUCUCUUGUGGUAUUGAUUGUACCCGUGUCUACUACCAUAACUCCCACACGGAAUCUGGAACUGUGAAUUCUGGGAAAAUAAAAUAUGAUUUAUGCCCAAACUGCUAUUCUGAGGGACGAAUGCCUGCAAAUCAUCAGCAGUCCUUUUAUCUUAAGAUUGAAAAUCCCACUUAUUCCGCAAUAACAGAUCGAGAUGCACCGUGGAGUGAUGGUGAAAUUCUUAAACUUCUGGAAGCAAUGGAACGAUAUGAUGAGGAUUGGAACGAAGUAUCAGAAUUUGUCGGCACUCGAACGAAAGAAGAAUGUGUAAUCAAAUUUUUGCAAUUAGAAAUUGAGGAUAAAUAUUUAGAUGCGGAACCAAUAAAUCGUUCUACUGGAAUUAGCAUGCUUGGCCCUCAAAACGGCCAUCUACCGUUCAGUCAAGCAGACAACCCUGUCAUGUCAGUAAUUGGGUUUUUAGCAAGCCUUGCAGAGCCAAAUGUAACGGCAGCUGCAGCUGGAAAAACCGUUGAUGCUUUGAAACAAAGCUUAAGAAACCAACUAGAUCCUAGUAGCGACAAAAGCAGGGAAAAAAAUAAUACUGACUCAAUGGACAUUGAUCCCGAACAAGAAGCUGUGAACAAUACCCAGUCAACCAGCGCCUUGGCAUCUAUACCACUUGCUGCAAUGGCUGGAAGAGCCGGUGGUCUCGCAUCUCACGAAGAACGAGAGAUGACACGCCUCGUCUCUGCAGCAGUCAAUACUUUAUUACAGAAGCUCGAUCUAAAGCUAAAGCAGUUCAACGAAAUGGAGCAGAUUCUCCAGGCCGAGCGAAGAGAACUUGAAAGAGGUCGCCAGCAAUUAUUUCUCGAUCGACUACAAUUUAAAAACCGGAUGCAAGAUGCUCAGGAGAACUUAAAGGUAGCGACAGCAUCGGGGGUUGCACAAGAUAUAAAAUUGGACCAAGAUUUUAUGAAGUCGGACGAGCGGCUCUCUUUCCACGGGGUGACGCCCGCAGCUAGAACCGUGCAGCCAUUGAGUGCCGAGGGUCAGAUAAAAAGUUACGAAAUCUAA